AUGAAGCACCUUUUCCGAGUCAUCGUCGUCGUGUGGGCAACGCGCCUUCUGGUCGUCUCCCAAGCUGCAGCCGCACCGAUGCUGCCAGAGAGCGUAGCAGAGGAGGCUGGCAACGGCGCUCUCGAAGCACUGAGAUCAAGACUCACUCCGCUCCAGCUGCCCCCGGCCCCCCACCAGUUCGCUUACCAAUUUCCGCCGGCCACAUUCACAAACAAGGUCGACGAGCUCGAGUUCGAUCUGGCCACUCUGCCGAAGAUUCGCACUAGUCCAGCCCCUAAGCUGCGGGUCUACAUUAUCAUGGAUUACAAGACUCCCUCUCCUCCGUACCUCACGGCAAAGACGGAAACUGAGAAGAAGAGUUCCGCUGCUUUCGAAGACUAUCGUCUGAUCUGGUGGGAUGUGUACAUGGUGGGCUUCCAUCUUCCCAGGAAAGGCAAUUGCUUCGUGCUCGCAUCCCCGUUGGGUGGGUUAGCAACCGAACGUCUUUUCCCACAAGCAUGCGAAGUUUUUGAGAUCCCAGCUUUCGUUCUUUUGUCGUCCAUGCAUGCCGACUCGAUCGGACAAUCGAUGGGAGCCGCCGGGGCAGUGCUGUAUAUAUUCUGCGGCCGAACCUCGUUCCUAGCUCGUUCAGGCUUCUUGUCGCUCAUUCCACCCAACCGAACCAUCAUCAACAUGAAGGUGCUCCAGAUCUCGUUCGUCAUUGCCCUGGCGGCCUGUACUUUUUCCAUGGUUACUGCGGUACCGGUACCGCUUGGAGCCGGAUUCGAGAAAGUCACCCGAGAAGGCGCGAGCGCUGAGGAGGAUGGAAUCGCCAGCCUCACCAACGGGCUCCGGAAGCUCGAGAUCAAGCCACCGCGACGUUUGGCAUCGGAAGUCAACGAUCCAUCCGCACCCCGUUACGCCUCCGGUGGCGCAGAAAAGGCCAAGAAGCUGUGGGAAGAUCUUACCAUCGGAGAGUCGACCAUCAAGAGGGGCCGCGAAGGCGAGACCGGUUCUGCCGCCCGCACAUCUCGACAAAGGCAGUAG
Moesziomyces aphidis is the source of this 1026-nucleotide messenger RNA. The record is from the annotation of a GenBank genome assembly. Lineage: Eukaryota; Fungi; Basidiomycota; Ustilaginomycetes; Ustilaginales; Ustilaginaceae.